AUGACGACCAUCCGACUACGAGAAUUUGUAGAGCGCCGCCGGUCGAUUCCACCUAGGCUAUAUAUCACUCACCAAGGAAAGGACAUCAAAGGCUAUUACCCUGGACAACUGGCAAGACUCCAUUUUGAUUACAGUGUGAAGAAGGCUCCAAGACCCCUCAUAGACUUGGCAGUUCCACUCAGGAGCAAAAUUCCAUAUCAGCCUCAAUUAGACCAGCAAACGCUCUUUCGAUACAUUAGUUUCAGAAGAUUGUCAAGGCCUACAGACUUGUGGCAUAAUGAAACGACUUACCAAAGAGACUACUCCCUGCCGUUUUAUGAGAUUGAUUGGGAUCGGAAAUUAGGCACAAUUUCACUGAAUCCUAGACCAGUUAAUUCAAUACCAGAAGUCUACUGUUGUGGUGGCGAGAGAAGCAGCUUCACAAGAAGUUUUUAA
Molecule: messenger RNA, 435 nt
Organism: Apodemus sylvaticus (European woodmouse)
Lineage: Eukaryota; Metazoa; Chordata; Mammalia; Rodentia; Muridae
Gene: Spmip3
Product: chromosome 12 C1orf100 homolog
Exons: 4
Coding region: 1-435 (144 amino acids)
Source: RefSeq, a predicted model, not a curated record